GUUGAGUUGCUAAACUGUUUACAUCUGGGGUUUCCCGCAUUGCUAUGAAGUAGACGCUGCUCUAUAACGGGCAGCUACAGUGUAUGGCUCCAUCUCAUGUUGACAAGAUGAUUAAGACAGAAAAAAUUCUGCAUUUAAAGACCAAUCGGGGGCGAAAGGUCCGAGUGGUCCGCGAACAUUACGUGAGAGAGCGGGUUCCAUGCUACAGCUCUCUGUGUCUGGACAGCUGUGACAACGGUGACAAGGUGUUGCCAGGGGAUUUAACACACUAUGUGGUGCCUGAUGCUGGGGUCGUGGUUGACUAUCAGGAGAUCUUGGAGUUCAGAGAGGUGCAGGGCAUCAUCUUCACCCAGACAGCCUGCCAGGCUGUGCAGCACAGCAAAGGACGCAGACAGUACAACCGCCUGCGAAACCUGCUGAAAGACCCCCGACAUGACUGUGUGCUGUUUGCAAAUGAAUUUCAAGAAUUUUCCUACUGCCCGCGAGAGAAGGGGGAGAGUCAAGAAAAGUGGCAGACCAGGUGUGUGUACUCUGCAGCAGUUUGGUACUACAACCACCUCGCUGGUAUGAUGGAUGUCGUGAUGAUUACGGAGGACCGGGAAGCCAUUGCUCAGUACUGCAGCCUCAACUCUGGAGUGUACGUCAUCUCUGUGCAGGAUUAUUUGCAGAACUUCUGGUCAGAACUGCAGGCAGCCCAUGAGUUGUACAGCUCCAUUUCCCAGUCUCUGCUGGAGAAGGAGAGCGAGGGCGCAGAGAGAGAGUUCACUGAUUAUCUACCGGCUGAAGUCCUGGAGGCUGGUGUCAAGUCUGGACGCUACAUUCAGGGAAUGUUGAACGUCAAUAAGCACCGAGCACUGACUGAAGCUUGGGUCACAACAGAGGGUCUCUCGGAUAAAAACACAGGGUUGCGCAGCGAGGUGUUGGUGUACGGAAAUAAGAAUCGUAAUCGGGCUGUGCAUGGCGACAUGGUUGUGGUGGAGUUGUUGCCAAAGAGCGAGUGGAGAGGGAAGGUCACCGUGCUGACUGAGGGCCAAGGCGAUGACAAGAAUGGCGAGGACAUCCAAAGUCAGCCUGUGCCUACAGGGCGCAUUGUGGGCAUCCUGCAGAGGAACUGGAGGGACUAUGUGGUAACAUUCCCGGCAAGAGAGAGCACGCAGUCCCAGAGCAGGAAUUCUCAGCGUAUUCUGACUGUGCCUUGGGACUAUCGCAUCCCAAAGAUCCGCAUCAGCACGCAGCAGGCUGACGCUUUGCAGGACCACAGAGUGGUGGUCCGCAUUGACUCAUGGGAAAGCACGUCACUGUAUCCUAAUGGACACAGCGUGAGGGUUCUGGGUCGGGCCGGUGAGCUUGAGACAGAGAUUCAGACCAUCCUGUUGGAGAACUGCAUCCACGUGGCUCCCUUCUCCGAUGCGCAGCUGAGAGAGAUGCCCGUGAACUCUCCUGAGAGGCCGUGGAGAGUGGAUCCUGCUCAAGUGGCCGAGAGGCGGGACCUGAAGGAGAGUCACUUGGUGUUCAGCAUCGACCCUGCAGGCUGCGAGGAUGUCGAUGACACGCUGUCUGUGCGCCAUCUCGACGAAGGGAAGCUGCUGGAGCUCGGGGUCCACAUUGCUGACGUGACGCACUUUGUUUCUGAAGGAUCACUCACCGACUUGGAGGCACGCGCAAGGGCUACAACCUACUACCUUGCAGACCGCAGGUAUGACAUGUUGCCCGCAGUUCUCAGCGCAGAUCUCUGCUCUCUGUUGGGAGGAGUCGACAGGUAUGCAAUGAGCGUGCUGUGGGAGCUUGACGCACACACCCUUGCUGUCAACAAAGUGUGGUACGGUCGCACAAUCAUCCGUUCCUCCUACCAGCUCCAUUACGAGCUGGCUCAGGCCCUCCUCAAUGGCGAGCAGGCCGAGGUACCAGAGUUGGCCCAUCUGAGCUCCCACGACAAGGAUGCAAAAUUAGCUCAGCUCACCCAGGCUCUGGAGAUGCUGACCCACGUGGCUCGACACUUGCGGGCACAGCGGGAUCAAGGCGGUGCUCUGGAACUGGAAGGGGUGGAGGUGAGGGCCCAGCUGGACCAUGACAAGAACAUCACGGCUCUGGUUCCACGUCAGCCCCUCGAAAUUCACGAGACGGUGGCCGAGUGCAUGAUUUAUGCCAACCACUGGGUCGCGCGCAAGAUCCAGGAAAGCUUUCCUCAUCAGGCUCUGCUGAGACAUCACCCUCCACCACGACAGGAGUUCUUCAGCCAGCUGGUUGACAGUGCCAAGUCCAAGGGCUUCAGCAUCAACACUAGGUCCAAUAAAGCUUUAGCUGACUCUCUGGACCAGGCUGUGGACCCACAAGAUCCCCUGCUGAACAGGCUGCUGAGAAUGAUGGCCACCCAAGCCAUGUCUCAGGCUCUGUAUUUCUCUACUGGUGCUACGUCCCAAGACCAGUAUUACCACUAUGGUUUGGCUCUGGACCGAUACACGCAUUUCACCUCACCCAUUCGUCGCUAUGCUGACAUGGUGGUCCACCGCCUUCUUACUGCAGCCAUUGGCAUGGAGAAGGGGCGGAGCUCCGCUCAAGCUUUAGCCACAAACAAGGAACUGGAGGAGCUGGCGCAUCAUAUUAACCAAAAGAACAGGGCGGCCCAGCAGGCCCAGAAGUUGUCCACCGACUUGUUCCAGUGUUUGUAUUUCAAGGAAAAAGACCCUCACACAGACCAGUGCUGCAUGGCCGAUGCUGUCGUUUAUGCCAUCCGAGACAACGGCGUGUUGGCGUUUGUCCCACAGUAUGGCGUGAAAGGGCCGGUGUACUUGAAGAACCGAGAAGGCCAAGUGGUCUCGGCUGGACAAGAUGGCAGGUGUGAGUGGCAGACCGGUUCCGUGCACCGCUAUUCGGACCACAUCACAACCUCGUCCACAACGGGAACCACCACCCUCACACUCUUCAACCAUAUCACUAAUUAUUACGCUUGCCUCAGGUUCGCAUUUCCGUGCAGUCGUCCCGCUGUCACGCCGACAGUCUCAACCUGGAGCUCGUCAACAACAAGCCGCACCAGAGCGCGGAGCUCCAGCAGCCUCCGUCGCAGGGCCGCAACCAGCUGGUGCAGGAGGUGGUGCGCUUGGCCGAGGAGGCGUCCCAGCAGGCUCAGGAGAAGGCGGCACAGCGGCCCAAGCUGUCCAAACAGGAACGAGAGUUCUGCCAAAGCAAAAGCCCCAAUUUAUACUUAUUCCUGGAGGAGAUUAGAGAGCUGGCGCUGAUGGACCUGGACUAUGCAAACUCAGCCUAAAGAGCCAUGGACGUCAACUUUUUUAUCUUUUUUUUUUUUUUUUUUUUUUACAGCAUGACAGCUUUGUUUUGUAUUAGGGCCACAUAAAAAAAAAAAAAAUCUGAGAUUUUGAGAAUAAAGUUGUAAAUUUACGAGAAUAAAGUUGUAAUAUUACAUGUCAGAGCAAAAAUACAGUACAGCAUUGCUUUCCGGAAGGAAAUCGUUUUAUUUAUAAUGUGGCAGCAAAACAGAGCAGCGGAGCAUAAACAGAUUAGCAUGACUAGCCCUUCUCACUUCCGCCCCCUCCACAUACCCAAGGCCAAAGGUCACAUAAGUCCCCCCUUUUCAUAGCUGUCUUAUUUCUCAGUUUUUCUCAUAAAUGUAUGACUUUAUUCUCGAAAUCUCUGACUAUUUUAAUACUCAGUUGUAACAGGCAUUGCCUGAGACAGCUAUGAAAAGGGAGGACUUACGUGACCUUUGGCCUUGGGUAAUAUUACGCCUUUUUUUCUUGUAAAUUUAUGACUUCAUUCUCGAAAUCUCAGAUUUUUUUUUUCCAAUGUGGCCCUAAUACUCUGUCGUAGUUUUGAUAUUGACUCAUGUACAGUAGAUAUUAAAUGAAAAUAAAUGUGGUAUGUUGAUUGUGAAGAUGUUUUCUUGAAGG
Molecule: messenger RNA, 3905 nt
Organism: Dunckerocampus dactyliophorus (ringed pipefish)
Lineage: Eukaryota; Metazoa; Chordata; Actinopteri; Syngnathiformes; Syngnathidae
Gene: dis3l
Product: DIS3 like exosome 3'-5' exoribonuclease
Exons: 18
Coding region: 84-3236 (1050 amino acids)
Biological process (GO): rRNA catabolic process
Cellular component (GO): cytoplasmic exosome (RNase complex)
Molecular function (GO): RNA binding; 3'-5'-RNA exonuclease activity
Source: RefSeq, a predicted model, not a curated record